AUGGCGACCGCUCGACCCCUCCUCCGCCUCUCCUCCCCCCUCCGAACUCUUCCUAUCCAGCAGGCGCCCAUAACCAUCGCUCAACAACAACUGCGACGGCACUUCUUCAGCCUCCCCAACCUCUCCUCCUCGGCCGAAACCCAGACCCUCACGGCCUCCCGGACGAUGCCCUAUCCCUCCGCCCAGCUCUACGACGUUAUCUCCGACGUCGACGCCUACGACACAUUUGUUCCCUAUUGCGCCCAGUCCCGCGUCACGCAAUGGACGUCCCCGGACGCCUCCGGCCGCCGCUGGCCCGCCCAGGCCGACCUGCGCGUUGGCUGGGGAGGCUUUGAGGAGACUUUUACCAGCAGGCUGCACUGCGUGCCCGGGAAGAGCGUGGAGGCCGUCAGCGGCGCCGACGUCGAGGGCUCGAGCCCGGGCAACGGCGGGGAAGGGGGCGCCGUGUUCAGGAGCCUAGUGACCAAGUGGCAGCUGCGGCCGCUGCCGUCCGGGACGGGCACCGAGGUGGAUCUAGUUAUCCGAUUCCAGUUCGCAAACCCUUUGUACUCCGCCGUCAGCGCCGCCGUGUCUGAUAAGGUAGCCGGUGUCAUGAUUCAGGCGUUCGAGAAGAGGGUGAAGGCCCUCCUGGGCGUCUCCAGGCUAUAA
Colletotrichum higginsianum IMI 349063 is the source of this 648-nucleotide messenger RNA. Its product is annotated as Polyketide cyclase/dehydrase and lipid transporter. Gene Ontology annotation, cellular component: mitochondrion. NCBI's taxonomy places the organism in Eukaryota, Fungi, Ascomycota, Sordariomycetes, Glomerellales, Glomerellaceae. Gene Ontology annotation, molecular function: ubiquinone binding. The record is from RefSeq and is a predicted model, not a curated record. The transcript has a single exon. The coding region runs from base 1 to 648 and encodes 215 amino acids. Gene Ontology annotation, biological process: ubiquinone biosynthetic process; cellular respiration.